AUGGCGUUUAGUGAAGACACAUCAACGAAUAUUGGUACUUAUGAUGUCGUUCAAGCAUUCAAAAACAGUCAACUAUGUAAAGUAUGUGAGAGCGAAAAUGCUAGAAUGAACUUUAGUGUAUUAUGUUGUCCUCCAUGUAAAGUAUUCUUUCGACGAAAUGCUCAAAUGGAUCUCAACACGAAUCAAUGUAUAUACGAUGGACAUUGUGAUGUCACUGUUAAGAGUCGACAAAUAUGUCGAUAUUGUCGAUUUAAAAAAUGUUUGUCUGUUGGAAUGCAAAGAGAAUUGAUUCGUGCUUCACAUGGUCCUCAGAAUCGCCUUCGAGUGAAUAAUAAACAGUUAGCUACAAAGAUCAGUUCAAUUAAUAUCUCGAGAAAUAGAAUAAUUUUCUCGUUAGGCGUCAUUCCGACACUUAAUUUACUUCGCAAUGAUCGAUCAUUAUUAACAGUUGAACAAUGGUCUCUUUUAUCGAAUGUUGUGAAUGUUUAUGAUGCUAAAUCUCCUGUCGCCAAUGUUCGCAAUAUAUUAUCUAUUCAGUCAUCUUUUCCACCAAAGAUACGUUUGAAAAUAGCUGCAACCAAUAUGAUGGACAUCAUUGGUUCACAAUUCGUCGCUGUUUAUUCAUUUGUUGAGGCAAUACCUGAGUUCGCUGCUAUGCCACCUAGUGGUCAAGCCACACUCAUGGAGAGAAAUAUUCUAAAUACCGGUGGUUAUAGUGGUGUCGUCAUAUUUCGAGAGGCAGGCGUUUGCUCUAGUGAAGUAUUUCAAAAUGGCUUUCUUUCUAAGUAUGGAUCUCAACUUACCAAUGAAGUAACUAAAGUCAUUGGUCGAACACCUAUGGAUUUAACAUUACUCAAAUUAUUGAUACCUAUUGUUAUGUUUUCAACAUGUUCCGAUGUUGUCUUUCCAGUUAUCAAGAACGUUGAUCGAGACAACAUCACACGUGAAGAAACUGGUUUUCUUCCGAAUACAAAGCAUUUAUUAAAAAUUCAAAAUAUUUAUGUUGAAAUAAUGUUCAAAUACAUGAUAUAUCGGUACGGUUAUGAUGAAGCAACGAUGCGUUUUGCUGGUAUUAUUAAGCAUUUUCUCGAUCAAAGUAUGUGUUCAAAACAUGCUAACGAAGUUCAAGCACAUGCAGAGAUGGUGGAGACGAUUGUCAUCGAAAGCGAACGAUUAUUAAUAUCGAAAGAUCGAAUCGACCAGUGA
Molecule: messenger RNA, 1206 nt
Organism: Adineta steineri
Lineage: Eukaryota; Metazoa; Rotifera; Eurotatoria; Adinetida; Adinetidae
Source: the annotation of a GenBank genome assembly